Zingiber officinale is the source of this 588-nucleotide messenger RNA. RefSeq lists its product as uncharacterized. Lineage: Eukaryota; Viridiplantae; Streptophyta; Magnoliopsida; Zingiberales; Zingiberaceae. The transcript has 3 exons. Bases 54 to 362 code for a protein of 102 amino acids. The record is from RefSeq and is a predicted model, not a curated record.
UUGUUCAGCUAGCAUUGAGUUGCACAAACUCAUCAGCCAGUAGGAGACCUCGAAUGGCUGAACUAGUAAUCCAACUUGAAGAGAUUAUUGAAAUGAGGCCCUUCAAACACAUUAUGGAGGACAUGAACAGCGAAGAUAUGGAAAAUGAAGAAGUGGAAGAAGCAUUCGUAACCUCAAUUUCUCAAGCUGAUCGCCCCUUAUGCAUGGAUCAACUGUCAGCCAACUUGUUCACAUCAUGGACAGAAAAUACCCCUGGUAGAAGGUUUUGGCGAUGCAAAAAUUGGAAAAUGGCCGGUGAUUGUGGUUAUUUGACAUGGCAUGACCCAGUGCAGGAAGGUGUCACGAUAAAUAUGAUGACCUAGGUGAGGAGAUAAAUAUGAUGGUUGAAGAGAGUGCAACUCUUUUGAGCAGGUUGAAAGUUUUGGAAGAAAAAAUUGUUGAAUGUAAAAGGAUUAAACAGGCACUAGAAAUGAAGUUGGAGAGUAUGGAGAGCAUGGACAUAUUUUAUGAGCAUAUAUAAGUUUCAUAAGUAAGAUGUUCUUAGGAUUCUCUCUUAGACAUCCAAGGGAGUUGUUUGCUGAUGCUCCU